Molecule: messenger RNA, 2702 nt
Organism: Malaya genurostris
Lineage: Eukaryota; Metazoa; Arthropoda; Insecta; Diptera; Culicidae
Exons: 10
Coding region: 1-2697 (898 amino acids)
Biological process (GO): proteolysis
Molecular function (GO): serine-type endopeptidase activity
Source: RefSeq, a predicted model, not a curated record
AUGAAUAUUCCUCCUCAACGAAACCGUCAGUCUGUAGUACAAACUACAUCAGCUGCAGAUAAUAACCUACCCAACGCCUGUGAAAAAUAUAACGAUUAUUUCGCCAAUAACAGUGAUGAUGAACCAAUGGACGGGAGUAACCGAUCGAACUGUCAGCUUGGUUUGGAGGUGUGUCCUUGUGAAUUAUCGGGGCUCGCCGGUCGUUUCGCCAGGUGUAUUCCGAUUGGCUUAUUACCGGUGAUGAUUAUGCACGAACUGGAGAACAAAUUCCAGUCCAACGCCGACGUGACGAUUCCGACUUGCUAUCCCGCCAACGCUGGACCGAUAUGCUGCACGGAUCAUGACGAAGGGACCGAACUUCAAAACAUUCAAACUAAUUUAGUGGAACCGACGCCCAUCGUUACUUCGGCUGAACUGAUUACCGAACCUCAAGUGACCAACCUGGGAGAGUUUCCGUGGUCGGCAUUGAUACAGUACCGUAAAAUGCAUGGAUUCUUUGGAUUUCACUGCGGCGGAUCGUUGAUUCACGAACGCUUCGUGAUAACCGCCGCUCACUGUAUCAAAGCAAUACCUCCGAUUUGGAAAGUUUUUCGUGUUCGUCUCGGAGAGUAUGAUACUAAGAACGGAAACUUAGACUGUGUAAACGGACGAUGUGCCGAUGUACCGCUAGACAUUGAAGUCGACCAGAUUCGGGUUCACGAGAGUUAUACAGCCCGCGAUGUUAGUCAGCUUAACGACAUUGCAUUGAUUCGACUAAUGUUAAGCGUUCGAAUGACAGAUUUCGUUCAACCAAUUCAGUUGGCAUCGGGUGCCAUGGAAAACAUGAUGAUGAACGGUGCCCCAAUGGAAGUUGUGUCCGCCGGAUGGGGAAGAACGAAAACCGGUAAUUCCAGCAAUGUGAAGCUCAAAGUACGAUUAGAUAUCAGUGACUUCAACGCUUGCACGGAGGCUUACGAGCAUGCCGGAGCGCAGCUGCAGGAUACUCAAAUCUGUGCCAGUGAGUGGCGAGGAACCGGUAUCUGCAGUUGCGAUUCCGGGGGUCCCCUGAUGGUGCAGACAAGCAAUAGCUACUAUCUCGUCGGAAUAGUCAGUUUCGGGCCUGCCAAUUGUGGCAUGAAGGACGUGCCGGGGGUGUAUACCAAUGUGAUGAAAUAUACUGACUGGGUUUCUAGCCACAUCCGAUACAACGUCCAUGGCAGCGACAUCAGCUUCGGCGUCAGAAGCAGUACCGAAGUUACCGAAGCGAAAAAUGUUGCGAACAGCUCGCAAGAAUUCACCGUUGAGUUAGACUCCACGCCAUCGAGACAAACAUUUGGAGGAAUGGAUGAACAUUUUCGCUUUGAGUUGACAAAUGUCCAGAACUUCUUGGGAUUCCGUCGAAGAAACGAUCUUGCCCCAGCCGUCGUCGUCGUCGUCGUAUUCGUUGUUGUCGGCGUAAGAGACAGAGAGAGAAGAGCCAUCCAAGAUCAACCUGUUUUGCUUCCCAGUGCGUUCCUCAGUUGGUGUGUCUGUGUGUAUCGAUCAACCCGCGGAGGGGUUCUGCGGACUCUAAUCAGGCGUAAUCAGUAUCGAACGGGAUUUCCUAGUGAAAUGACGAUCUUUUUGAGGUUUUGGGUGGGGUUCGUUAUAAUUGUUGCGAUUCAGGCUGUCGAUUUGUAUGACCCUUGCGAAGAUGCAUCCGGGGCUCCGGGUCUCUGUGUUCCGAUUAAGUCUUGUGAGCCGAUUAGUGCAAUCCUGAAGCGAGGCAAUCUUUCCAGUGAAGAACGGAUUUACUUGAAAAAAUCCAAUUGCGGAAUGAUGGGUUCCGGAAGGGCCAUCUGUUGCCCACUUCCGAAGAUGCUGAAGGCUCGAUUUAGUGCCCCUGCGACUCUACCUGCAGUUGGCAUUUGUGGAGUAGAUUCUGGCAGCCGUAUCGUCGGAGGAGAAGUAGCUCAACUGGAUGAAUAUCCAUGGUUGGCGAGAAUUCAGUACUACAAAUCCAACAAGCGCUUCGGAUUCCACUGUGGUGGGGUUCUGAUCAAUGAUCGUUACGUAUUGACUGCGGCUCAUUGCAUCCAAAAUGUUCCGACUUCUUGGAAAGUUUACAAAAUUCGCCUGGGCGAGUACGAUACCGAGUCGGACGUGGAGUGCAACUUCCAUGACAAAGACGACUGUGCCAAUUCGGUCCAGGACGUGUUGAUAUCUUCGUACUACAUCCACGAAGACUACUUCCAGGAGAAUGGUGCCGAUUACAAUGAUAUCGCGCUGAUCCGACUAUCGACACCCGUUAACUAUACCGCAUAUAUCAGCCCCAUCUGUUUACCAGUCACCGAUGAGUUGAAGAAACUUUCAACCGAAGGCAAAAAAAUGACUGUCGCUGGAUGGGGACAGACGGAGACAGGGACGCCUAGCAGAUAUAAGAAAUUCCUGCAAAUUGAAGGCUGGCAAAAUGCUCGCUGUGAGGAGGCCUUUACCUCGGCCAACGUCGACAUCAUCGAGAGUCAACUCUGCGCGGGUGGCACCAAAGGCGAGGAUUCCUGUCGAGGCGAUUCCGGCGGACCGUUAAUGAAGCUCGAGACAGUCGGCAGGCAGUCGGCAUGGUUCCUCAAAGGUAUCGUGAGCUUCGGUUCCAAUAAGUGUGGAACGGAAAAUGUUCCGGGCGUUUAUACUAGACUUAGUAACUAUGUGGAUUGGAUCCUGGAGAACAUUGAAGAGUAAUAAUA